CUGACCAAUUAGCAUCCCCCUCAUUGCCAUUUUCCACUAUAAAUAUCAAUCAAGCCUUUUAUACUAAUUAGGUAGCUAGAAGCCUAGAACUCCUCACGUAGUAGUAGUAGGGUAACUAAUGGAGAAACGAACCAUUGUAAGGUUUUGUCUCGGUUUACUAAUUCUGAUACUCGCAUUUUCUCUUCGUCCGGGCCGAUUCCCGCCCUAUGCCCGGAUUUAUUUUGUCCAAACCUGGACUCCAACCUAUUGUGCACAACCAGAUGUCACCUGCCGCCAGAACCUCGAACCCACCUUCACUCUUCACGGCCUCUGGCCAGCCGAUGCCGAUGGAACCUCGCUCACGUAUUGUAGCAAGAAGAGGUCAGAUCAGGAUAUUGAUAAAGAGACAAUUGAAUUAAGGGUUGAUUUAUUGAGAGUGUGGCCAAGCGUUCAAGAGGGAAAGACUAGUAAAUCCUUCUGGCAGUUUCAAUGGAACAAACAUGGGAUUUGCUGCUUGUUGAAAUUGACGAAAAUGGACUACUUCAGAGCUGCCAUCGCGCAGAGGAACAACAUCGACUUGUCGAGCAUUUUCACAUACGCUGGUGUAAAACCCCGCUGGGAUGCAACUUACACUAAGGCUGCCAUCGAGAACGCCAUCCGAGGGCACACCGGGACUGCUGUCGAUGUCUCGUGCAAACCGAUGAACGACACGCACGUUAAGUUGUUCGAGAUCUACAUAUGUCUCGAUGUCCCGGGAACAAAUUAUGUUGAUUGUCCACCAAGUGGGAAUAAGAGGGGUUGUUGGAGGCCCGGAACGGAAACAUCUAUAAUUAUGUUCCCACCUAAGUGAUCAGUAGCUUGGUAGUAUGACAGAGAGCAAUUUUGUUCACCCUCGGCGAGGCUAUGCUCAUUCCAUAUCUUACUUUGCUUAUCAAAAUCGUUCAUUUUUCUAGAUUCAUUUUCUAGGAGCUGCUAACAAAUUUCAGCUCAAUACGAUGUCAAUUAGUGCUUAAUCUAGGAGUUUUAUUUUUUAUUGUUUGAAAUCCUUGACUGAAAAAUCAAACUUUCAAAUCAAGCGCUUACCAAUAUCUAAUUAAUCUGAAUUUUUGCACAGUCUCCUAAUAAAUGAGUUUGGACAAUAUGAACGAUUUUGAUUAUCGUUGUGGAAUAUGGAAUGAGCAUAUCUUCAAGAGGGUGAACAAAGUUAGGAUGAAUAAAAUCGGUCUCGUAGUAAGACCGGUGGAGAAAUUAAGUAAAGUAAUACCAAAAUCAUGAGCUCUACAAGAGUACUUUUUGUAAUUAAACCUCAAGUAUAUGAAUUGGACU
Rhododendron vialii is the source of this 1305-nucleotide messenger RNA. RefSeq names its product ribonuclease 3-like. The record is from RefSeq and is a predicted model, not a curated record. Bases 119 to 829 code for a protein of 236 amino acids. The transcript is spliced from 2 exons. Gene Ontology annotation, molecular function: ribonuclease T2 activity; RNA binding. Gene Ontology annotation, biological process: RNA catabolic process. Gene Ontology annotation, cellular component: extracellular region. Lineage: Eukaryota; Viridiplantae; Streptophyta; Magnoliopsida; Ericales; Ericaceae.